Messenger RNA from Pelagomonas calceolata, 2845 nucleotides. NCBI's taxonomy places the organism in Eukaryota, Pelagophyceae, Pelagomonadales, Pelagomonadaceae. The record is from the annotation of a GenBank genome assembly.
AUGGCAAGCCAGAUAAGCCUCCCGCCCGAGGUCCUCAGGCGCGCCAAAGAGGCAGCGGCAGCGGAGGCGCCGGCACCCGCCGCCGACGCGAGCGGCAUGGACGCCGCCGAGGAGCAGGCCACACGCGCCGACUUUUUUGAAGCUGUCGAGUACGUGAACACUCAAGCGGUCAAACUCUCCGACGACGCGCAGCGCAAGUUGUUUGGCCUGCACUGUGUGGCGACGAACGGUGCCCCUCCGCCCAAUGACUCGCCUUCCUUCAGGACGCUUUACGAAAACAUGCAGGAAGGGGAACGCGCGAAGGACGCCGCCUGGCGCUCGGCCCACGAGGAGCACCCGCAGCAGCUGAGCGCCAUGCGUGCAUAUGUGGACGAAGUCACGCGCGAGGUGCCGGACUUCCUGCUCAUCGCGCCGGAGGAGGACGCCUCGGACGACCAGCUGGCCAAGGUCAAGAACGACCUGAGCGCGUGCGGCAUCAACGAGUCCUCCAACGCGGCGCCGCCGCCGGCGGCCGAAGACGUCUUCGAGGCGGCUAGGGCCGGGGCGGCCAGUUUGAAGGCCUUCGGCGACUUUGAUGUCAACGAGAUCGACGACUAUCACCUGACGCCGCUCAUCCACGCUGUCGACGCCGAGAGGGAGGAUUCCGCGCGGCUGCUCCUCGACGCCGGCGCGGACGUGAACACGAGCGACGAUGACGGCUCGACGCCGUUGCACUACGCAGCGCUCCUGGGGUCGACGCCCCUGGCGACGUUGCUCGCGGACCGUGGCGCGGACCGGUCGCUGAAGGACGGCGACGGGAAGACUGCGGCCGACGUCGCGCGAUCCGAGGGAUACUCGGAGAUUGCGGAGUUGCUCGCCUAAUGUUGUUUCAAGACUAGUAGUGGCACCGCGGCGCCCGCGAUGUGCACGUAAUUGGUUCUUGGGGCCCGUAUCGCCUCCACUGCUCGUUGGGAGGAUGCUUUGAGGGUCAGAGAGCUCGGGAGAGGGUAUUCCAGAUUCAAAAAGGCUAGUGGCUAAGGAGAGGCGCCAUAAUUGAGAGCCCCAGCACAGCCAUUAAAGUCGUCUGUUUAGAUCGGCACUGCAUCGUACACGCCCAGCGUCCGCGCCGAUAGGCUUCAGAUGUAUAUAUGUGCUGGCGCGCGCGCGCGCGCACGCUAAAACGAGCCCUGCGCGACGCACUGGGCAGUCCGCCAAAAAGCAAGAAACAGCCCACACAAGCCGCCAUCGCCGCGCGCGGCCUCGCGACAGCGCACAGAGCUUCGAAACCGCGCACAGAGCCCGCGCGCAGCGAGAAACCGCAUCCCGCGCGCAGGCAAACAACUCCCGCGUAACCGGCGGGAAAACCGAGCACAAGCAAAACACACCCACAGCCACAAGCAUGCCGUCGAACAUCCCCGUCGCCCCCAAGUCCCAGUACGAGAUUGAGCGCGACGAGCGCAUCAAGCGCAACGAGGCCUUCAUGCUGUCCAUCGGCAUCGACCCCCACGGUGGCGGCUACGUGCUGAGCAGUGCAUAAAUCAAAUCUUGACCUCCACGCCAUCGACGAGACUCUGGUUGGUUUCCACACAGAUGAAGCAGAACAAGAAGAAGGCGCCGCCGAAGCCGCGCCUGCCCCGCAAGAAGGUGCCCGAGAGCGAGCGCCGCCGCUCGUCGCGCCUCCAGGGCGGCACGGCCGAGCCCGAGCGCCUGACCUACGACGAGUGGUCGGACGACGAGCGGCCGCGCCAGCGCUCGCGCGGCUCCGGCGGCCGCCGCGCGCGCAAGAACCGCCUCGUCGAGCUCUCCGAGGAGCAGCGCGCGGCGCUCGACGAGUUCAACAUGGACGAUUUCGAGGCGUCCGCGUCGGCGUCCUUCACGAAACCACGCCAUCGACGCGACGGCGUGAUCACCAGUUCAUAUGCACACAGGUGGAUGGAGCCCGACGGCGAGCACCCCAUCUCCGACGACAACCGGCGCCAGGUCAUCCGCCAGGUCACGAAGCUCGUGUCCGGCGAGGGCGUCCACUACGCCUCGCCCCAGUACGGCUGGCCGGACGACGUCAUCUUCCGCAAGGACGAGCCCGUGACGAUGCAGUCGGACGCAGUGCCCAAUCAAUUCCGAGUUUCACGCCAUCGACGCGACGAUCUACGCAGGUCUGAUAUCGGCCAGAUCAUCGAGGACGCGCGCGACUUCGAGAACGAGCACGGCCGCGACCACGGCAACGGCUGGCUCCUCAACCACCCGCUGCGCAAGCUCCUCUUCUACCAGCACCACCUCGACACGCAGGCGCGGCUCGCGCCGCCGCCCGUCGAGCCCGAGCCCGAGGCCGAGGCCGAGGAGGAGGCCACGCCGGCGAAGGCGAGCGACGCGCUGACGCCCGAGACCGUCAAGGCCCUCCGCGACGCGAAGAAGGCCCUAGACGAGGGCAAGAUGGACGAGGAGACCUACACGACGACCAAGGCGGGCCUGCUCGGCAAGCAGACGCCCGCGGCCAAGCCCACGAAGGGCAAGGCGGCCAAGCCCGCGACGACGCCGACGAAGAAGGCGAAGAAGGCCAAGACGGACCCCUUCGGCUGCCCGGACCCCGUGACCGAGGCCCCGGUGCGCCGCGCCAAGAAGCGCGGCGCCGCGUCCACGUCGCUCGUCGGCAAGAAGGUGAACAAGAAAUUCAAGGGCUACCGCUCGGCGUCCGGCACGGAGUACUUCGACGGCGUCAUCAAGAGCGUCGAGGACGGCAUGUGCGUCAUCGCGUGGGAGGACGGCGAGGAGUCGCCGAUGAAGGACACGGCGGUCCAGAAGAUCCUCGUCUAGACGACGUCCCACCAGAGCUCUAGGCGCGCGAGGGCCUAAGACAGAACAUACUAAC